UCUCCUCCAUCAUGGGAUUGCGAAGCUGUAAUCAUCCCAAACAUCACAUCUGCGAAUUUCCCUUCAAAUUUCUGUAACUUCUCUCUCUAGAUUUUCAUAUAUACAGCUGUAUGUGUUCAUGAAUUCAUCGAACUGGCAUGUGGCUCCAUUGAAGGGAUAGUGGAGUUCUGCUGAGCUCUUGAGAUUUAUCAAACAAGUGUGGAUAUACAUAUUGAUAUACGUUUAGUCUGGAGCAUUUUCUGGUGUGGUGGAGGUGAUUGAUACAAUGCGAUUGUUUCCAAUUUCUACGAGCUCAGAUAGUUCACCAAGGGAGCAGAACUCGGAGAAAAGUCAGUCGCCGAUUUACCUAAAUAUAUAUGAUCUCACUCCCAUAAACAACUAUCUUUACUGGUUUGGAUGUGGGAUUUUUCACUCUGGCAUUGAAGCACAUGGUCUGGAAUAUGGAUUUGGAGCUCAUGAGUACCCAACUAGUGGAGUGUUUGAGGUUGAACCCAGAGGUUGCCCUGGUUUUAUCUUUAGACGUGCUAUCCAUUUGGGAAGUACCGACAUGUCUCGUUCAGAAUUCCGGUCAUUUAUGGAACAUCUCUCCAGCGACUAUCAUGGUGACACAUACAAUCUAAUUUCUAAGAAUUGCAAUCAUUUCACUGAAGAAGUUUGUCAACAACUCACUGGAAAACCUAUACCUGGGUGGGUUAAUCGAUUGGCACGAUUAGGCUCUUUCUGCAACUGUCUGCUGCCUGAAAGUAUCCAGGCUACUCAAGUGACACAGCUUCCUGAUGUUGAAAUGUGUUCAGAAGAUGGUACCGACCUUGGUGCAUCAUAUGCAACAGGAGAAAGCGAAGAGGAGGAACUAGACCACCAUCUGAUUACCACAGCAAGCAGUGACAUAGCAUUUUUGAAAGAGAAACCAGUGAGGCUAGCAAAAGAUAUUCAUUGAUUUUAAUUUUGAUUUCGAUUUCUCUCACCCUGCACUUUCUUAGUUCUCUUGCUUGUACAAUUAGUGUGUAAAUCUCCAUUGUAUUUUCUUAUACAUGAUAGUGUUGAAACAAAUUCUUGCUGUGUGCGUCUAUUAUUUGCUUGUGACAGCCGGAAAGAAGCGUGGCUAUCUAUUGUUAAGGAUGUAUGGGCAAUGCCGCUUUUGGACUGGAAAUGUCAUCCUCUACUUUUUUUUGCUCUA
Molecule: messenger RNA, 1177 nt
Organism: Salvia splendens (bonfire salvia)
Lineage: Eukaryota; Viridiplantae; Streptophyta; Magnoliopsida; Lamiales; Lamiaceae
Product: deSI-like protein At4g17486
Exons: 5
Coding region: 266-937 (223 amino acids)
Biological process (GO): protein deubiquitination
Molecular function (GO): deubiquitinase activity
Source: RefSeq, a predicted model, not a curated record